Messenger RNA from Peromyscus leucopus (white-footed mouse), 2681 nucleotides. It is a transcript of the gene Rftn2, whose product is annotated as raftlin family member 2. The transcript has 9 exons. The record is from RefSeq and is a predicted model, not a curated record. NCBI's taxonomy places the organism in Eukaryota, Metazoa, Chordata, Mammalia, Rodentia, Cricetidae. The coding region runs from base 640 to 2145 and encodes 501 amino acids.
CUUCCUUUCUGGAACUGAUUUUUGUUUCCAACCACACUGAGAAUCUCUCCCCUUCCCUCUCUCCCUCCCUCUCUCCCUUCCUCCUCUCCCCCUCCCUUUUGCUCUCUCGGCAGAAGCAGGGGACAGAGAGAGAGCAAGCCGGGGACCGAAGAGAGAACACAGACAGCAGGGCAUCACUUGGACGGACUCUUGUCUUCCAUCUGAGGAUAAUCACACCCGAGCUGUACUUCGCCUUUGGUUCCGUUUCUGAACACUUCUUUUCCAUUCAGCCGGCCGGGAGAGACAAAGCCCCGUGCCCCGAGCGCCAGAGCUCUGGUCGGGGGCUGGCUGGUUGUAAAUUGACGUGGCAUGGAAAUUCUCCGCUAAGUUGCAGCAGUUUGUGAGCUCCUCGGAGAUCCAGCCCAGCGUCCCGGAGCCGGAGCAGAACCAUGGGCUCUGUGCCCUUCCAGAAGAAUGGAUAAAGUCCCCCGCUCCUCGCCCGGGACCCGCCGUUUGCUUUCUGGAUAUCUCUCAUUUCGCUGAAAAUCAAACUAAAACAGCGAAGUCUGUAACUUGGUUUUCUGCAGCUUGAACAAGAGAAUUGGCUGCUCCGGUGCCCCUUGCUCGUCCCCGCAAUCUUAACUCCUUGCAGACUUUGCCAUGGGGUGCGGACUUAGGAAGCUGGAAGACCCUGAUGAUAGCAGCCCUGGAAAAAUAUUUUCUACCCUCAAGAGACCGCAAGUGGAAACAAAGACAGAAUUUGCUUAUGAGUAUGCGCUGCUGGAUUUUACUUUACAAGCUUCAACAAACCCAGAAGUCAUCAAGAUAAAUUCAGUUCUGGAUAUAGUUGCCAAGGUGGAAGACUAUUAUCUUAAGGGCUAUGUUGUUGGGGCCAUUCAUCCGGUUAUACAGCCUGUGGGGCAUCGCAAACAUCUCCCAGCCAGUCACCUGUACAGAGUGGUGCUGACUCGCGUGAAAGUGAGCUCCAAGCACUCAGCAGCGCCGGGGGGACCGAGGCAUGCCAGGCUUGUCAUGGAGGAGUGUCCACUCACCUAUGAGACACCAGCGAACGACGCAGCAAAGGAACUCAUGGAAAAGGUUAAUGCUGCUGCUAAAAGAGGAAUGAAGUUUGUUGGGUUCGUGUCACAGUAUCGCUUGCCGUCUAAACACUGCAAUGGAACCAGCCACGACGGAGAUGCAGAACCGGGGCUACCCAGGAGACACGGUUCCCACGACAGCCACAAAAGCUGGAGUGAAGGAGACGUCAGUGCGGCCUUGUCUGACAGCGGACCGGAGGAGGAGCCUCAGCGCGAAAGCGGACGGAAGACGGAAGGCAACAGCAGCCCCAGCGACUCGAAACCAGAGCGGGGAGGAGAUCACAAGCUGUACAUGGUCUUCAAUGCUUUUGACGAGGAUUCAGCCUGCUGGACCUACCAGGAAGGUGUCCUGUCCAUGAAAGUAACAAGGAAAGGAGCCGCCAUCAACACCCUUGAGGCCAACUGGCUGGAACUGACUACGUUUUAUUAUAAGCAAGGCUUGUCUUUAGUUGACUCUUUUGUGUGCUGGGAGACACCUAAAGGGGACCAUUUGCCUAAAUCUCUGGAAGGAUUUUUUAUCUAUGAAGAAGAAGGUUCUGGAGUUCCAGGCUCUAACAGGAAAGGAAACGAUGCCAUUGUGGUGGAGCAGUGGACCGUCAUUGAGGGCUGCGAAAUCAAAACGGACUAUGGCCCUCUGCUGCACACUCUGGCUGAAUUCGGAUGGCUCCUGACCAGCGUGCUGCCCACGCCGAUACUGAAACACGACAGUGAAGGGAAUUUGGCUACAAAGCAGGUCGUAUUUCUCCAAAGGCCAGCGGUGUGGAGUUCAGCUGCCCAGACCCCAGAAAGGAAAGCUAGCCGGCUGCUGAAGGGUGAGGACAGGAACAAGGUCGGCAGCAGCAGCAGGAGCCUGGGCCUGGACACCAGCCCGUCCCAACCCGCAGACGGCCGAGCCCCCCUUGAGGGGGACCCCCUCUCCCCCUCCAGAGAGUGCUGGACCAAGGAGGAGCGGCCGCCGGCACAGAGCGACAGCUUCUUGGGGUUCAGCAGCAGCGACAGCGUGCUCCGGGAACUGGAUGACGGACAGUUGGACCAGGAGGAGGGCGUGACGCAGGUCACCUGCAUGUGAGCCGCCAAGUGAAGCUGUGGGAGGCCCUGUAAAUAGUUAUUAAAAUGACUGCCCGCUGCCUUAUUUCACUACUACUAUGCACUUAAUGUAACGUUUUUAACUCCCAGGCUCGGCCUUCCCCUAACCUAGGUAAACUUUGUCUCAGUCUCCCAGACAAGGAAGAAUAACCAAUUGUUUAUCAAUCUAAAACCAUGCUUACAUGUCUCUCAACUGAAACAUCUGUGUAAACAGAUGUCCCAACUGGCCAUUAAGCAACAACUUGGUUCCACUUCCUCACGAAUGGACAAAUCAGUAUUUCUCCUCGUGCCUGUUAAAAAGACUGACUAUUCAAAUUAUUGUUUCAACCAAUUAGAGCCUUCUCAGAAAGCUACAGCCUCGCUUAAACUCAAAAAUAUUCUCCCCCCCAUCUCUGUCCCUCUCUCGCAUAAUAUCUAUUCCCUGCCUAUAACCAUCAGUCUAACUAUUGCCUCUGCCUGUGGCAUACCUACAAACCAAGCCCCCAUUUGUCAAAAUAGUCUUCAAAAAAUUUUUUCCUA